AUGAAUAACUCUUUGGUUGCAGCUGCACAAGUUGGGGACAUAAACUUGCUCUACAAACUGAUUCAGAUGCAACCCUAUGUGUUGGAGCACAUAGACUUCAUGCCAUUUGUUGAUACUCCUCUGCAUGUUGCAGCUGCUGCAGGUCAUGCCAGUUUCGCCACUGAGGUGAUCAGGCUCAAACCCUCCUUUGCAUGGAAGCUGAACCAGAGUGGUCUUAGCCCCAUGCACCUUGCGUUGCAGAACAUGCAUUACAGAAUGGUGUGUCGCUUUGUGGACAUCAACAAGGACCUUGUGAGGGUCAAAGGGAGGGAGGGGCUCACUCCUUUGCAUAUUGCAACUCAAACUGGGAGAACUGAUCUUGUGGCUAUGUUCUUAUCGGCUUGUCCAGGUUCCAUUGAAGAUGUAACUGUUCGUAGUGAGACCACGCUGCAUAUUGCUCUGAAAUAUAAUCAGUUUCAGGCUUUGGAAGUCUUGGUUAGAUGGCUUCAGAGAAACUGCCAAAGACAGGCUCGGGACCGGGAGAAAAGGAUUCUGAACUGGCAGGAUGAGGCCGGCAACACCAUUCUCCACCUUUCUGUUCUCAAAGUCUUCCCUCAGGCAGUUAAGUUGUUGAUAGAUAGCAACAUAGACAUAAAUGCAAAGAACUUUGAGGACUUGACAGCGUUGGACAUGGUGGAGAUUAACCAAACCGUGACUCACAGUCAAGAGAUCAAAGACAUGUUAGUGAGAGGUGGAGCUUUACGUGGCUUUUCACUUGCUACUACUCCUCUCCUCGAAGAAGAGCUAAUAGAAAAAAUCACAUACAAUGAGAGAAUAGCAAUCUUCGUAACUCGCCUGAGAAAGAGAAUAUCACACGACACACGCAACGCUUUGUUGGUGGUGACUAUUCUUUUCGCAACAAGCACGUACGAAGCAGCACUUAACCCUCCCGGUGGAGUUUACCAAGGAGAGGGUAGGGUGACACCCUCUGAGAAAAUUGCAUCAUUGAAGCACAGUGAGUAUGCAGCAACGCGAGAAAUUGCUGGGAAAGUGGUUAUGAAAAUGCAAACCUUCUUCUGGUUCUGGUCCUUCAAUACAUGCUCCUUUUAUCUUUCGAUUUUGAUGAUAUGUUUGCUCAUGCCACGAGGGCGAGUCAGUGUUAUCGUGACCUUUCCACUUUCUUUAUUCUCCGGGUGCUACGUGUUCUCCAUGUUAGUGAUAUCACCCAGUUUCAAGUUAAACACUGUCACUGUGAUUCUGCCAUGCGUGUUUACAAUAUUGUACUGUUGGGGAAGUUCGAUAUACAUUAGAUUAGCCAAAAAACUUAAAAUGUAUGGUCAUAAACAGAAAGACACGUUCAACAGAUGGUAA
Sphenostylis stenocarpa is the source of this 1350-nucleotide messenger RNA. The record is from the annotation of a GenBank genome assembly. NCBI's taxonomy places the organism in Eukaryota, Viridiplantae, Streptophyta, Magnoliopsida, Fabales, Fabaceae.